Molecule: messenger RNA, 1635 nt
Organism: Rotaria sordida
Lineage: Eukaryota; Metazoa; Rotifera; Eurotatoria; Philodinida; Philodinidae
Source: the annotation of a GenBank genome assembly
AUGGAUACAAUUGUCGAAGUACAUUCUGUAACACGGACAACUCAAAAACAAACAAAUAAAAAAUCUCAUGAAAAAAUUGAUAUGAAUCGUAUAGAUUAUAUAACAAAUAUAUUUACUGAAGUUAAAUCACAAUUACAUGCUCGUCUUGUAACAAGUGUUCUUGAUAUUGUAAAAAAGAAUGAUAAAUUUCGUCGUAUAACAAAUCGAUGUUUUGAACAUAUUUCAAUAAUGGCUUUAUGUAUGGAUUCGAAUAUAUCUGAACAUACACAUUUAUUUGAUGAACUUCAUGAACAAUUAUCUUCAAAAUUUAAGUCUAUUGUUAUAAGAUUACAAAAUACCGAACAAUAUUCAUCUAUUCAUAAUAUGCUUAAAGCUACAAAUAUUGAAUUAAAUAAAUUUUAUUCAGAAAAAGAUAAUGAAAAUAAAAAUAUUUAUUUUCAAUUAAGUAAAUUUAUUACAAAUUAUAAUCAGUUAAAAGAAAAUGAAAAACGUUCAUUAAUUUUUAUUAUACCAGAAUUUGAAUCAAUUAAUAUAACAAUAUUUGAAAAUUUUAUUAAUUUACUUAGUUUACAAAUAAAAUCAAUUUCAAUAUCAUUUGUACUUGGUUUAUCAGGUGGUGAUCAUUCAUUACAACGAGUUGCAUCAAGUCGUAUUGCAUCAAAAUUAUCUAUUGAUACAAUUUAUGAUUCUAGUGCAAGAAAAUAUUAUGAAUAUAUUAUUAAAUCAUUAUUUCUUUCAGAAAAUAAUAAUCAUAAUCAAUUUACAAUAACAGCUGAACAACUUCAGUUUAUUGAUAAUGGUUAUUUUGAAACAUUUUCAUUAGCAUGGCUUGAACAUGCUCUUAAAUUUAUUGCUUUUUCUGAAACAAAUUCUCAACAAACAAAUCAACUUAACAUUUGUCUAUUCAAUGCUAUAUAUGUUUCAUGUAAUCAAUUACCAAAUUAUCCACUUGGUCGUUAUCGUUCAUCAUUUUAUGCAUCAUAUCUAUCAAAUACUCCUAUUUUUAAUGAAUUAACAUUAUCCAUAAAUUCAUCUACAGUUCAUCAACUUCAUACAUGUCUUAAUUCAUUUAUUGAACAUAAAUGUAAUGGAAAUAAUUUAUGUAUGAAAUAUUGUCAAUUAGCUAAAAAGAUUUUUAUUGAACAACAACAAUCUAUUGUUGAUGAUACACAAUCAUUAAGUAAUACAUUACGUUCAGUUGGUGAUAGAAAAUUAAAUCGUUAUCGUGAACAAGUUUUUCUAUGGUUUAAACAAAUUUGUGAAAUAUUUAUAUUACCAAUAAUAAAUACUUCAACUAAAAUAAAUAAUAAUCUUUUACAUGAAAGAUUAAUACCUAUGACUCGUGGAAUAUUUAUUCGAGAAUUAAUAGAUACUCAACAUUGGACACGAGAACAAACACCUGAUUUAGCAUUACUUUAUCGUAUUUAUUCAGAAUCUGGUACUAAAAUUCCACUUAGUGAUUGGUUUGAUUCAUUUGCAGUAUUAUUAGAAGGACAAGAAAUCAUUGUUAAUGAUAAAGAUAAAUCAAUAUUAGCACGUUUUAUUCAUGGUUUAGCUGAACUUGAUUAUCUUGGUUUUACAAAAAUAUCAUUACAACGUUCAUAUCAUGCGACAAAAUUAACUUGGGAUAGUUAG